Molecule: messenger RNA, 1100 nt
Organism: Rhopalosiphum maidis (corn leaf aphid)
Lineage: Eukaryota; Metazoa; Arthropoda; Insecta; Hemiptera; Aphididae
Gene: MED20
Product: mediator of RNA polymerase II transcription subunit 20
Exons: 5
Coding region: 349-993 (214 amino acids)
Biological process (GO): regulation of transcription by RNA polymerase II
Cellular component (GO): mediator complex
Molecular function (GO): transcription coactivator activity
Source: RefSeq, a predicted model, not a curated record
CAUAGCUUACAUAGGUACGUUAAUUGGUAAUUAGAUUCAAUUGUUAUUCAUACGUUAGAACGUGUAAAAACAGAAAACCGACCAUAAUCGACAUAAUUCUGAGAGUAUUCAUUAAAAUUUGAAAUUAUUAAGUCUUCGCUGUCCUCUUACAAGCGACUUCAGCGAUAGCCCAUAAGUAACGACUUUUUAUUGUAAACGAAUGUUAAAUAACUUCUGUGUUCUAAUAAGUAAUAAUUAGUACCAAAAAAUACCCAAAUAUUAAAAAAAAGCAAUUGUGUUCCAGUUUUGUUAUUGUAUCAUGUGAUACGUUUUUUUACCAUUUGAAGUUUAUAGUUUUCAAAUCUUAACAUGGGCGUUACAAUUAUACAACAGUUUCCAAUGAAAGAAAAUCGCACAGGCGCUCAGAUAAUUGAAUUUCUUACAAAAAGAGUAAAUGCCCUUGGUGCCAAACAAUGUGGUACGUUUCUUGUUGACUGCGAGACAUAUGCCUCUAUACCUCAAUUAGGUGUUCAACGAACAUUACAUGUAUUUCAUAAUUCGGAACAGCCAGCAUCAGUGUUUGCAAUUCUCGAUAAUGGUACUGGAAAAACUGUUCCUGUAGUUGCAGAUGCCUUAUUUGAUUUGCUGUUGUUGAAGAUGUCGUCUGUGUAUCCCUCUAAAAAAUCUAAAGUUGAGAUUAGAGGUCCAAGAUUUGAGCUAAAUGAUUUUGUUAUUAAAAUUGGUGCGAUAAAUAUUAAUCACAAUGUUAAAGGCAUUAUAGUGGAGGCAGAAUAUAGGCCUUGUGUUGUAUUUGGUUUAUGUUGGGAUAUGUUACGAGAAUUUCUUCAAGGAUUUUUAGGAUCUUGUGUAUCAAAUAUCCCUCCACAUUAUUUUCAAAAUCGUAUGAACGAUAUUUUUCAACCGUUGGACACCAUUCAACAGUAUUUAGAUCAUAUAACUAUAUAUAGAAAAGCCACUGGGAUUUUACAACAGUUUAAUACUACUAAUACUUAAAUAUAAAUAUACCAAUGAAAUAUUCUUUUUUUGUGUUCACAAAAGCCAAAAUGUUUUAAAUAUAUUUUUAUUAUCAAUAAUUAAAAAUUAUGUUUUUGCUACUCAAU